AUCUUUCAAAAGUUAUCUAGUAAGCAGAUUUUGUAAUCCAAAGUGCAACAAUUUAUCUUUCAAAAUUAUGGCUUCUAUUUUGCAAAAUUCAAGGCGAUUUAGUCUGUUAUUUUAUGUAGUGGUAGUAUUAGGAAUGGUGAGAUUGUCAAAUGGAUAUGCUACUCAUUUCACGCCAAGCAAAUGGAAAUACGCUCAUGCAACUUUUUAUGGAGAUGAUAGUGCCUCUGAAACCAUGGGAGGAGCAUGUGGAUAUGGAAAUUUGUUUAACAAUGGGUAUGGUACAAAUACAGCUGCAUUAAGCACAGUAUUGUUCAACAACGGAUAUGGUUGUGGUAGUUGCUACCAAAUUAUGUGUGUUGGAUCAAAAUGGUGCAAUAGGGGUCGUGGGCACGGCCCGACUUCCAUUACUAUCACGGCCACAAAUCUAUGCCCUCCAAACUGGGCUCAAGAUAGCAACGCCGGUGGCUGGUGUAACCCUCCUAGAGCCCAUUUUGACCUCUCCAUGCCCGCCUUCAAGAAACUUGCCUUUUGGAAGGCUGGCAUCGUUCCAGUCCAAUACCGGAGGGUUCCAUGCGCGAAAAAGGGAGGGAUAAGAUUUAGCUUCCAAGGGAACAACUAUUGGUUGCUAACAACGGUAAUGAACGUUGGUGGUGCCGGUGACAUAGCCAAAAUGUGGGUGAAAGGAUCUAGAACCGGAUGGAUUAGCAUGAGCCACAAUUGGGGAGCAUCAUACCAAGCUUUUGGUCAAUUAGGAGGCCAAUGUCUUUCUUUCAAAAUCCAAUCUUACUCCACCCGUGAGACAAUUGUUGCUUACAAUGUUGUCCCACCUUAUUGGAGUGUAGGCAUGACUUACCAAGCUAAAGUCAACUUCCGAUGAUACAAUUAUCACCCUUGAUUUUCUAUGUUUAUUUUUAUUUUUCCUAUUGUUGGUCAAUGUUGUAGCAACAUCGCCUAUUUAGAUGCAAUGCCAAUUGACCCUUGAAUAGGAUCUCUUUGUAUGAUUAUGUUUAGUUCCUUCGUUUGAAAUCUUGUAUCUUUAGUGUAGCCGAUUGUGGAAAUGAGUGGC
This is a messenger RNA of Chenopodium quinoa (quinoa), 1066 nucleotides long. RefSeq names its product expansin-A7-like. The transcript is spliced from 3 exons. The coding region runs from base 68 to 877 and encodes 269 amino acids. Gene Ontology annotation, biological process: plant-type cell wall organization. Lineage: Eukaryota; Viridiplantae; Streptophyta; Magnoliopsida; Caryophyllales; Amaranthaceae. Gene Ontology annotation, cellular component: extracellular region. The record is from RefSeq and is a predicted model, not a curated record.